AUGGAUGGCGGCACGGCUUCGGCUUCGAAGUCAGACUCGGCUCAGAAGGUGGCGGCCGGCGGCGGUGACUCGGACGUGGCGGUGCUGGACGCGCUGGUGCACGCUCUGCUGCGCAGGUACCAGCGCAAGUGGGACCACGACCGCAGGCACGGAUACCCCGGCAUCUCCCGUGACGUCACCGGCGCCGACUACGCGCGCUUCACUGAGGUGAUCCUCCGAGACUGCAAUUAUAUGCUGCAGGCGGCGGAGCGCGGCUGCCUGCGGCGGGUGUUCCGCAAGUGGCGCAGCGUGUGCGAGCAGGUGCGCAGGUGCGAGGACGCGGAGACGCGCGGCACGGCCGUGGCGCUGCUGCAGCGGCUGCUGCACAGGCACACUGCGGCAGCAGGCCGGCCCGCCAGGCGCGCGCACCGCCAGCCGCGCCGCCCACUAGACCUGGACAAGUGCAUCGCCGACUACAUCGCCGACGGCGAGGUACCAAAUCAACCAGCUGCUCGCAACCACACUGGUCGAUCGCAAAGUACCGGAAGUGGCUCUGACAAGGGCGGCCAUGGACUGGCGCCUGGUGGUACGUCAUCACCAGAGGUAAACCGGAGGCAGCCAGAACGAGCACCCGCUCCCGUGGACAGCGCCUCAGCAGUGUCCAAGACGCAGCACGUGCAGCUGCAGCCACAGCGUGCGCACCAAGACACGUGUGUUCAGCCGCCGCCGGGCUUCUCACCGCAUCACCAGCACACGCCGUCUCCACCAGCAGCUGAAUCGCUGGGGCGGUGGCGCACGGCGCUGCGCGCGCUGUCUUCGCUGCCGGCGGAGCAGGCCCAGCUGCUGCACCACGACGACCUGCUGCUGAGCGGGCCCGCCUCGCGCCGCCGGUUCAUGCUCGCCUGCUGCGGCGCCUUCGGCCCACUCGAGGUGGGGCUCCGGCUCAGCAGCGGCGGCGGCGCCGGCGGGGCCCUCGCCGUCAAGCGCCUGCCCGCCCUCCUCGGGGCACAGGUGUCUCGCCUGAUGGUACAGUUGCUUCAGCUGAGGCAUACAAAUGUGCUUCAGUACGCACUGUGCAUUCCCAACCGCUGUGCGUCACAGCCAGAGGUUCUGCUGGCGACGCCCCUCUGCGAGUGCAACCUGGGAGAACUGCUGGUACUGCUCAAGGCCGAUGGCAGCCUGGGGCAGCGAGCGCAUGGGCUUGUCAGGCAGUUGCUAUCUGGACUACACUAUUUGCACACUUUAAGCACACCAGUUGUCCAUGGAAACUUGAAACCAUCCAAUGUCCUUAUUGAUGACAAAGGAGUGGUCAGGCUAGCAGAAUUUGGACUGCAUCAGAUGCUGUAUCAGACCACUCCACCACCUGCUUCAUCAGUCAUAUGGUGGUCUUGUGAAACUUGUGUAGCUUAUGAGCAGAACCGUCGAAUGUCAUGCUCCACUAUGUCAGACAUACAAGUGGCUGGUAUGGUAGUGCAUUUUAUACUCACAGGAGGAAACCAUCCAUUUGGCACAGAAGCUUCUCAGAUUGUUCAGAACAUCAGAAGAGGCUUCAAUUCACCUGCAACAACUAACUGUGAAGCAAAUGAUCUGAUCUCUUGGAUGGUUCUGCAAAACCCUGGGCAGAGACCAUCUAUAGAAAAAGUCAUCAGGUGA
Schistocerca serialis cubense is the source of this 1632-nucleotide messenger RNA. Its product is annotated as serine/threonine-protein kinase/endoribonuclease IRE2-like. The transcript has 7 exons. The record is from RefSeq and is a predicted model, not a curated record. Lineage: Eukaryota; Metazoa; Arthropoda; Insecta; Orthoptera; Acrididae. Gene Ontology annotation, molecular function: protein serine/threonine kinase activity; ATP binding; RNA endonuclease activity. Gene Ontology annotation, cellular component: IRE1-TRAF2-ASK1 complex. The coding region runs from base 1 to 1632 and encodes 543 amino acids. Gene Ontology annotation, biological process: protein phosphorylation; IRE1-mediated unfolded protein response; intrinsic apoptotic signaling pathway in response to endoplasmic reticulum stress.